Messenger RNA from Dendronephthya gigantea, 5044 nucleotides. Its product is annotated as ATP-dependent DNA helicase Q4-like. Gene Ontology annotation, cellular component: cytoplasm; chromosome; nucleus. Gene Ontology annotation, biological process: DNA replication; double-strand break repair via homologous recombination. Bases 144 to 4745 code for a protein of 1533 amino acids. Gene Ontology annotation, molecular function: four-way junction helicase activity; ATP binding; nucleic acid binding. The record is from RefSeq and is a predicted model, not a curated record. The transcript has 16 exons. NCBI's taxonomy places the organism in Eukaryota, Metazoa, Cnidaria, Anthozoa, Malacalcyonacea, Nephtheidae.
CUAAUAUCUGAAUGUAUAUCACAAUGACCAAAUGAACAAAUCGUGUUUAUAUAUUUUCCAUAUUUUUGUUAAAAAGCUAAACCUUAAAAAACAUUAUUACAUGCGAUAAAUAGAGUCUUUCAGAAAUUAAGGAUAAAGAAAAAAUGCUUGGAGAAAAAACAAUAGACGAGCUGCAAUGCUUGAAGAGAGAGCUGAAAGCUUGGGAAAGCAUGUUUGAGCGUAAACAUGCUAGAAAACCAAAUAAGGAUGAUGUGAAUAAUGCCUCAGAAGAAAUCAGAGAAACCUAUAUGAAAUAUAACCAACUGAAAAGGGGUACCAUUGAUACAAAGAAAACACUUGUUAAACUAAAGGAAAAGGAAGAUGUUGAGGAUGAGAUAUUUGGGAAAAGUCUUAACAAAAGUAGCACCCCUGUGUCAGCAGAGAAAUCUGUUAGGCUUAAAAAGAUAUCACCUAGUGACUAUAAACCAAUAAAAUUAUGUCAUGGUCAAAGAAAAGCUAAGUCAUCACCCAAGUCAUUAUUACCCAACAAAAUAAAAACAGAUUUCAUGGAAAGUAAUGUUGAAGAAGUCAAGCUGAUUUAUACACCAACAAGAAAGGUCGAUAGCACAACAGAUGAUCUUGGUUUUGAUAUCUCAACUAGUGCAAAGAACAAUUUUUUCAACAAGCCCGGAAUGAUGUUGGGAAAGACUGCCCUUGCGAAGCGUAUGAAACGACGGUCAGCUCUAACCAGCGAUUGGCUAGAAAAUAGCCAAUUAGGAUUAGCUGAUGACAGUCCGAAUGAACCCAAGCCAGCUCUGAAUCAGAACAAUUUUGAUGAAUGUGAUACCUUUGAAAAUGGAAGCACUUUAAAAAGCGACCUUAUUGGUGAAUUUGGAGAUGGUAAUUGUACAGGUCCCAAUGGGUUGAAUGAUGGGAAAAUUACCACCCAAAAUAUUGAUUCCAUGUCAGAUACCAAAAACACCAUUGAACAAACCAAGACUUCUCUGGAUAGAACUUCAAAUGAAUGGAAAAAUUUGAAAAGUGGUAUAUCAAAUGAAGUGAUAUUGGAAACCAACGGUAAUACGGAUUCAUCAUUUGGUUGCGACACUUGUUUGAUUCCUGGUGGCACAAAAACGGGAAAGUCUUCGAGCAUAAAUAGUUUCACCACCAUUUCUUCAUCUAACAAAAAUACCGAUUCUUCAUCAAUGGUUGAAACUUCCCGAUCAUCAAAAACCGAUGAUAAUGCUGCACUACCUUCGAAUAUUGCCAAUAAUACCGAUUUUCCGUCAAAAGGGCAACUUUUUAAAUUACAAACUAUGAAACGAAAAAGAGUUAAUGCGACGGAGGAAGUUUCAGCGAAAGAAAAUCUGGAACCCUCUACAGGAGAUGACUUGCAGGUGAAGCUAUCAAAGAAGAGGAAAAUAUCUGAUGAUUUAAACAAAGAAGGAGACUUGGAAGAGGUCGGAGAUUUGGAAGGAAACGAUGAAAUAAGUGGACAGAGUGAGGAUGAACAAUCACAGACGAGUAACGCCGACCAGAGAAGCGGUUCAAAGAGAUCGUCCGGGUUGGUGAGCGAAAACUUUCGUGCGCUAAACUUGAAAGUUCGACGAUUCAGUCGUCGUGGUCAGGGUACAAAUUACGGCGCUUACAAACGCAAGAUGUGGAAACAGAAACAACAGGCAAAUGAAAAAGCGGAUAACAAGAAAGCGUAUUGGAAGAAAAACACGAGCAAUGGCGGUGGAAAUAAGAGACGUAUAAGCAGCACAACAACUACGACGUGUUUCAAAUGUGGGGAAGAUGGACAUUGGGCCAAGGAUUGCCCUAGGAACAAGCCAGUGAGAGCUCCAAUUCCCGCCGAAAAUUGGUCCGAACCAGUGAAAGCUCCGGCAGAUUUGGAGAUCGCUGAUGAACAAUGGGAAGCUACAGAAGAGAAAUUGAAAUGCUUGGUCUCAGAUCGUUUACCACGUGCUCAUGACACACCUGGUCAAGCUCCUCCAGCGAUUGAGCCUCUUUACCAACCCGAGAAUGGCCAACCCAUCGGCACACCCCAGGAAGUGUAUAAAGCACUGAAUAAAUUGGGAUUUGAUACAUUUCGUUGUGGGCAGGAGGAAGCGAUCAUGCAGAUCUUAUGCGGCUUGUCAUCAUUGGUUGUGCUCUCAACUGGAGCUGGAAAGUCAUUGUGCUAUCAGUUACCUGCCUAUAUGUACAGCAGGCGUUCUCCUUGCAUUACGCUAGUCAUAUCACCACUUGUCUCUCUAAUGGAGGAUCAGGUGGUUGGUCUUCCAUUUGGUCUGCACGGGGUCAGCCUAAACACGAAUAUGACAAAACCGCAACGUCUAAAAGCUGUCGAUCAAAUCUGUUCCGGCAAAGUAGCUGUGGUUUUGGUUUCCCCCGAGGCUCUGGUAGGAGGGAGUUCUGCUGUGGGGUGUCUACCUCACCCCAGCAAGUUGCCACCGAUAGCGUUUGCCUGUAUAGACGAAGCUCAUUGUGUCUCUGAGUGGUCGCAUAACUUCAGGCCAUCGUAUCUUCGGGUUUGCAAGGUUUUACGUGAACGGUUUGGUGUGCGAUGUUUCCUGGGACUGACUGCCACUGCUACUAGAUCAACGGCGUUAUCGGUAUGUGAGCACCUGGGGAUCGUUCACCGACCGGAGGCCAUCGUCCGUGGGGCAACAAUACCCGAAAAUCUCAAUUUAUCCGUCUCUUGUGAUUUAAACAAGGAUAGGGCUAUCCUUGAACUGCUACAAGGCUCGCGAUUCAGUGGCUGUGAUUCUAUCAUUAUUUACUGCACCCGUCGAGAACAGACCGAGCGACUGGCGACCUACCUCAGGACUUGUCUUCAGAAGAAUCCGAUGAACACAAGCAGUUGCAUCACGGAUCAAAAUGAAGGUGAUGAUGAGAUAGAAAAAGAAGACAAGAAGAAACGGGGAAGGAAAAGAAAGUCCGAAGCAGCAAAAUCAAAAUCCGGUAAGAAGUCGAUAGCUUGGCAUGCCGAAUGCUACCAUGCCGGCCUCUCCGGUGCACAGAGAAAGAAAGUGCAGAAGAAAUUCAUGGCUGGCGAGCUGCGUAUCGUUGUUGCGACCGUCGCAUUUGGCAUGGGAUUGGACAAAGCCGAUGUUCGUGCUGUUAUUCAUUAUAAUAUGCCUAAAAGUUUUGAAAGCUAUGUUCAAGAAAUUGGACGCGCUGGAAGAGAUGGUUUACCUUCCCAUUGUCACGUUUUUAUUGAUCCAGAGGGCAAAGACGUUCGUGAGCUCCGCCGACACGCGCAUGCCAGUACAGUUGACAGGAAUACGAUCAAGAAACUUGUGCAUCAGAUAUUUCCCACAUGCGACUGCAAAACACUGCAUGCUAACAUGAAAAAAAAGCGUGACAAUGAACUUAGUCAGCUCAGGGAAUCAGCUGCAGGUGGCUGCAGGUCGAACAGCGUUCCAGAUCAAAUUUCUGAUUGGUUCGAUGGUGACGAUGGCGACAUCGUUGAUCACGUGAUCGAGUUCGAGAGUCAGAGCCGCAAGGGACUAGGAGCGAGUGGCGAAGAUAUUGUAGAGGAUGGUAUGGGAGACAUUAUCCCCCAAACAGACGCCAAUUCCAGACAGAAUGCGGCUGAUGUUGAUAGCACUAAUAGUAAUGAUAAAGGCAAAAUUGUUGCCCCGGAGAAUGACGUCACGAUUGAUAAUGACAUCACGGAAGGUAAUGACGUGACAAACAAUAUUGUUGCUGAUCAUGCUAACGACGGCAGGUCCGAGGUUAUGGACUCUCAGACGGAAGAAAGCCAUGACAAUUCAAACCGUGUUUGUGGUGGCCACGAAGUGGCAAUACCGAUUGCAAAGGCCGUGGAACAACUGGACAUGAAGGAAGAAGCCAUUGAAACCCAACUAUGUUACCUCGAGUUACAUGCAAAACGUUGGGCUCGGCUUCUGAAAUCCGUUCGCUCCACGUGUACGCUAAAGUUCUACGGCGGUCCCGCCCAUUUACAUUACGUCGCCCAACGGGUUCCCAUAGUAACCGCUGCGGUGGCGUACGUCCGCAAGCGUGGAGAGUUUAAGCGCAACACGAGCAGUUUGACUUUCCCGGUUGUGGAAAUCGUCGACGGGAUGGGCUGGGAUUUGGAACCGGUCAGACGGGAAUUGUACGGCCUGCAAUGGAACGAGGGCUUGAGGCUAGCUGGGGAAACUGGUUUGUCGAGCGGUCAUUCCGGUAUCAUUGUCGAGUUUACUGAUCUGGCGUUCCAUCUUCAAGCACCUGGGGAUUUAACGGGCGAGGAGAGAGAUGAGGUUUGUGAUUUUCUUGAAGAUCGCAUCAUGGCACAAGAACGAAGCCAGUUGGCUCAGCUUUAUAAUGUGUGGUCAACAUUUAAUGCGAGAGCCCAUCCGAACUGCUGGGAAAGCGCGGAGGAAUGCGACAAAGAUGUGGACAGUGUCUUAAAAUCCAUCAUAAAAGCGUACUUUGAGAGCAAAAACGACGCCACGAAAUUGCAGCUGGAAGCACUCUCCACAGCCCGGAAAAACUCGGAGUUCCUCCAGAGCGUUAUCCCGACCGAAGAGCCUGUUAACUGGGACGCAGUCUCACGUGAUGUACGUUCGUUUAUCACGAGUCAUGGCGAUCUGGAGCUUUCUGGCCGUGCUAUCGCACGCGUCUUUCACGGCAUUGAUAGUCCAUGUUUUCCAGCGUCAGUUUGGGGCAGAGAGCGAAGAUACUGGAGACGACAUCUCGACGUGGACUUUAACUUACUACGUAAGUGUGCCACGAAAGAAUUGGUGAAAUUUAGGUAGUGCAUGAGUAUAUCCAUUCGCAAGUUCAAUAUUCAGCAUGGUUGCAUCAUAGCCUUACCUGCAAACGGGCAUAUCCUGGAACGAGGCUGCACCACGGAUAUAUUUGGUUGGGUAUAAUGUGCAUAUGUAUUAUAAAAAUAAGGGAAUAUGAAAUCAGCUUUAGCAUUCGUUAAGCUACUUCGAGUUCUGUACAGCCAAUUUUUCUACAAGCUAAUUUUUGCAAAAAUUGGGGUUUAACUACCUCCAACCCAACGAAAACUUGCAAGGCAAUUAUGCAAUUGAUCAGAUCACACUGAAUU